Molecule: messenger RNA, 1103 nt
Organism: Exophiala viscosa
Lineage: Eukaryota; Fungi; Ascomycota; Eurotiomycetes; Chaetothyriales; Herpotrichiellaceae
Product: NADH dehydrogenase 1 alpha subcomplex 5
Exons: 3
Coding region: 198-917 (239 amino acids)
Biological process (GO): respiratory electron transport chain
Source: RefSeq, a predicted model, not a curated record
UGUAAUAAUGAAGGAAGGUGCAGGGUUUACAUAUCACUGCAGGUAAAGUCCGGGGCGCCAAGCCCGAGCAUUGCUCGACGUCAAGAUUCAAUACAUCCCCAAGCUACUAGUAGUUGUAAAGCCGGCGAACACCACAUACUAUCGCAACGAACCUCCUCAACUAUCCGCCCCAGACUCUUCGUAUCGAGUGGCCCACGAUGCGCGCGACCUCGCGCUUAUUUGCGACCGUCAAGUCGGCUUCAAAAUACCUUGAACCCGAUAUCCCGACCGGCCUCACAGGUCUCUCUACACACCCAUCUCCCCGUCCCGCCCUCAUCUACACAUACCGUCAGACCCUGAAGAAGCUCGCCCAGAUACCAGCAAGCUCGGUCUACAGACAGUCGACCGAAGCUCUAACGAAGCACCGGCUCGAGAUUGUUGAAGCACAGAAACCGGAGGGAUACGAGGCGUGGCUCGAGCGAGCACGCAAGCACAUCGAAGCCAAUUCUGCGGCAUACAAUAAACUACUGAAUGAGGAUGGAUCGCUGGGCAGCGAGAAAGCACACGUCGACCGCGUGGAUAUCUGGGAUGGUGCGGUGACGAGGCAGGAUGCACUUGCGGAGGGACCAAACUCGCCAUCCCAAGCCGAGAAGAAGGCAGCUAUCCUUGCGGCCGAGGUUCAGAAGGUGGAUAAAGCGGCUGAGCACGGAGAAGUCGCCACUGUUGAAGACAUCGAGGCCGAGCCGCCUUUGACGAGGGAACAGAUUGAGACAAUCGAAAACAAGAUUGGCGCUGGCCUGAUCGAAGAGGUGGUGGAAGUCGCUGAAGGUGAAUUGGCACUUGUGGAUGAGAUGUUGAUGAAUCAUGUAUGGGAGGAGCUCGAAGAAAAGAUACCACCGGGACAAUGGGAGUACUUUGACCGGGGUGAUAGAGUGUAGAUGCUUGUUUCGCAUGGCGUCGAGUGGCAAGCCUGUAUAUACAAUUUCCGAAUUCGAGUCAAGAUCGAGAUCACUGCGUCCACCACGUCUCUGUCCCUUCACGCUUGUCCCACAGGCAACACAUCACUGGCUAAGCAAGAUGAUGGAUGUUCCAGUAGAGUCAAAAUGCAACCAUGAAACCCAAAC